AUGCCGCGUCACGUGGUCGCGCCGAUGGGCGCAUCUUACCGCGGCGGCGACCGCCGGAGUCGAAGCCCGAGCGCGCAUAGUAGCGCUGAGAGCGCUCCCGCAGGAUCUCCUCUGCUCGGUGGAGGCGGAUGGCGGAAAGACGAGCGCGCGGACGACUCUCCGCGCGCGGCUUUUGUUGCCGGCGAAUUCGCGGAGCGGCAGGUUCCGCCAGAGGAGGCGGUGCUGGAAGAGAUGCUUCGCGCGCCUGGUGCGGGAGACGGCGGGCGGAACGGCGGAACUCCGGCGGAGACGCUUGCGCGGAUCACGGCGCGGUUCGGGGCGAGGGACCUUGCGACGGAAGCGCCGCGGCUGUUACAAUCGACAAUUGCUCGCGGAGAAGAAAUCGCGACUGCAGCAGCCGCGGAAGAGGCGGAGGUGCGCGGAGAGUUCGUCGCGGAGGGCGCGGAGGGCGCUGUGGGCGCGGAGGGAGCGGAAAGCGGAAUGUACGAGGGCCUACUGGAAGCGGUGAUCCGCGCGCGACCGGCGCGCGAAACGGCGGGAGCGCAGGAAGGAUGCGGAGGCGGCGGUAUGACUACGAGCCGCGGAGCGGCGGCGAGGGGAGGGAUGAGGCUGGCGGAAAUCGCGCCGUGGGGGAAGGCCACGUUGGCGGAAGCAUCAUUAGCGGAGCUUGAGGCGUCAAUAUCUGCGCUACAGGCAUCCCUGCUACAGCAACAGCAACACCAGCCCCAGCAGAAGGAACAGCAGGCGCAGCCGCAGGAAGCGGGACACGGGCGGGAGGACGAGGCGACGGCGAAUGGAAACGGGCUCUCCGCGCAAUGGGACGGCCAAAGAGUGGAACAAAUUGGCCAAACCCUAAAGUCGGAGCGGAAUGAGAAUUCUUAUUCAAAUUUCAACUCGCAAUCGGAAGGGGAGAAUUUCACCCCCAGCAAUUUCAAGUCGUCCAACUUGAAGUCAUUUCAGCCGUUGCCUCGGGUUUCCGUGGAAGGUUUCAGAGGCUCCCCUUCCCCCGCAUGGGCAGACGAGCAUUGCGCCGCUUUUGCGGCUGACUGCGCCGCCGCCGCCGUCGGUGACAAUGCGCGCGGAGAUCAUGUGGCGGAGGCCGUGGAGGCGGCGGAAACGGCGCAGCCCGCGGAAACGGCGGUCGCCGCGCGGCCGCUGCGGCUGCUCUCCGCGGUGGACCCGAAUCAAGAGGCCAUGGUCACGCUCACCGCUUCCGCGUCCGCCCCAGGCGCGCCCCUCGCCAUUCCGCUGCUGCAGCCCAGCUCCUUCCCCGCGCAGCCCGCUCCCGCGCGGGGCAACCCCUUCCCCGCGUCCCGGAGUUACGUCGCCGCCAGCGCGCGCCACGCGGCGGCGGAAAGCGCCGCGCGCGCGUACGCCCCCGCCGCCGCCACUGCAGCUGCCGCGGGAACAACGACAGAGUAUCAGCCGCGUGCAACCCUGCACAGCCAGAGUUUCGGCCGCGCUCACUCUGAUGCCGGCGGCAGCAGUAGCGGCGGGCGUGCGUUCAUCAUUCCUGCGAGCCUAUCAACCACCUUCUCUCCCUUCUCCUCCUCCUUUGUCUCCGCCUCCUCGCUCUCCCCCUCGUCCACAGCGAUUCUCGGCGCUCUUCCCGCCCUCCAGCCCUCAAAUUUGAACCCUGCCCGGUGCGAUCUUGCGUGCUUCGCAGUGCAACCAUCAGUAGGAGCAGCAGCAGCAGCUGUGCUGAGUUCAGAAAGGUUUCAAUCAGGGUUGCUGAGAUCAGAAUCUGGCCUUGUGCAAGCACCUUCAGAAGGGUGCAUGGUGUGUGGGUUACAAGGAGGAGACGUACAGGUGGUGAUGGGGGUGAUAGGACGUGCCUGCUCUACCUGCCUCGCCUUCAACGAACCUGCCUUUGCCGAGCCUGUCUUCGCUGAAGGUGAUGUCUCUGCCGAGGCUAUGGUGGGUCGGAGUCUCCGGACCUCCUUGGCAGGCUUGGCAUCGAGCAAACAGGUUCAGCAGGAGCUGGAAGGGGUGGGGAUUUCGGGAGGGGAGAUGCUGCUCCCGUCGUGGGAACAAGGGCUGGAACAGCAAUUGCUGUUACUGCAACAGCAGCAACAGCAGCAGCAGCAGCAGCAGCAGGCACAGCAGCAGCUUCAGCAGACAAGCAGCGGAGACCUUGCGGCUGCUGUUGCUGCUGCUGUUGCUACAGGCACCAUUGCAAACGCCCCCAGGACUGGCAGCAACACUCUCGGCUGUGGAAGCAGCUUCAGCCGCAGCACCACUGUCAGCAGCAGCAGGAAGAGGAGAAGCGACCUUUCCCAGAUGCACCUGGAUUCGUUUGAAGGUGCCACCUGCAACACCAGCACCACUGAGAACCGUUCUGGCUUCACUGCUGCUAGCAGUAACCUCUCUGCUGCUGCUAUUCCUGUUCCCGCUGCUGUUUCCUCUGCAGCGGGGGUGGAAGGAGCAUCCGGAGGAGCAGGAGGAGCAGGAGGAGCAGCAGGAGCAGAAGGAGGAGCAGGGGAGGGAAGUGGGCGUGACAUGCAAAGCAUGAUCGAGGCAAGCAUCCGAGCCAACGAGUUCGCUUUGGAGCGGAUAGCUGGGGAGAAGAGGUUCGGCGGGUGGCUCGGGCAGGGCAGAGGGAGCAGCGGCGGCAGCACUGUGUGUAGCAGCAGCGGCACUGGCAGCAUUUUCUGUGGUGUGGGUGGUGCGGCUGGCUCUGGGAGGCCUUUGAUUGGUGGUGGUGGUGGUGGUGCUGCUGCUGCUGCUGCUGCUUCUCGUGGUGGUGCUGGCGCAGGGGGUAAGGCCCGUGGGCUCUCACGACCCCUUUUUCCUUCUUCCGCCUCUGCUCCCCUCCUCUCCACCUCCCUCUCCAGCCCCCUCGGCUUUGCAGAGGCCUGCAGUUCCGCACCUCAAGUCCUGGCUCGGAGGUCCCGGACCUGUGGGGUUUCCCAAACCUCUGACCUCACAGAGUAUGUUGCUAGCUUGAGGGCUGGAGUAGACGCUGCUGCUGCUGCAGCUGCUGCUGCUGCUGCUGCCGCUGAUGCAGCAACUGAGGCGUUUGUGGCCCCAGGUGCAUCGUCUGCUGAUGGUCAUUUCACACCCUCUAUGCCGGCACCUCGCUUCACUCCUUCAAACCCCCGUGCACUCCCCAGCUCUGCUGGCUUCCGAGCCACUUCCCAGGCUGACAGGAUUCUGGCAGCUGCAAAUUUGGGCCUUGGAGGCUUGGGCCAAACCUCAGACUCUGCGUUGGUGCUUGUCCCAGUGCCCUCCCUGUUUUCCUCUCCCUUUCCCCCUGUCCUCCUCUCCCUUUCCCCCUGUCCUCCUCUCCCUUUCCCCCUGUCCUCCUCUCCCUUUCCCCCUGUCCUCCUCUCCCUUUCCCCCUGUCCUCCUCUCCAUUUCCCCCUGUCCUCCUCUCCCUUUCCCCCUGUCCUCCUCUCCCUUUCCCCCUGUCCUCCUCUCCCUUUCCCCCUGUCCUCCUCUCCCUUUCCCCCUGUCCUCCUCUCCAUUUCCCCCUGUCCUCCUCUCCCUUUCCCCCUGUCCUCCUCUCCCUUUCCCCCUGUCCUCCUCUCCAUUUCCCCCUGUCCUCCUCUCCCUUUCCCCCUGUCCUCCUCUCCCUUUCCCCCAGUCCUCCUCUCCCUUUCCCCCUGUCCUUCUCUCCCUUUCCCCCUGUCCUCUCCCUUUCCCCCUGUCCUCCUCUCCCUUUCCCCCUGUCCUCCUCUCCCUUUCCCCCUGUCCUCCUCUCCAUUUCCCCCUGUCCUCCUCUCCCUUUCCCCCUGUCCUCCUCUCCCUUUCCCCCUGUCCUCCUCUCCCUUUCCCCCUGUCCUCCUCUCCAUUUCCCCCUGUCCUCCUCUCCCUUUCCCCCUGUCCUCCUCUCCCUUUCCCCCUGUCCUCCUCUCCCUUUCCCCCUGUCCUUCUCUCCCUUUCCCCCUGUCCUCCUCUCCCUUUCCCCCUGUCCUCCUCUCCCUUUCCCCCUGUCCUCCUCUCCCUUUCCCCCUGUCCUCCUCUCCCUUUCCCCCUGUCCUCCUCUCCCUUUCCCCCUGUCCUCCUCUCCCUUUCCCCCUGUCCUUCUCUCCCUUUCCCCCUGUCCUCCUCUCCCUUUCCCCCUGUCCUCCUCUCCCUUUCCCCCUGUCCUCCUCUCCCUUUCCCCCUGUCCUCCUCUCCCUUUCCCCCUGUCCUCCUCUCCCUUUCCCCCUGUCCUCCUCUCCCUUUCCCCCUGUCCUCCUCUCCCUUUCCCCCUGUCCUCCUCUCCCUUUCCCCCUGUCCUCCUCUCCCUUUCCCCCUGUCCUCCUCUCCCUUUCCCCCAGUCCUCCUCUCCAUUUCCCCCUGUCCUUCUCUCCCUUUCCCCCUGUCCUUCCCUCCCACCUUUCCUCCCCCUCUCUCACAUCCCUUCCCUUUCCUACUGUCCUCUCCCACCAUUCACGCUUCUCUCAGCCAUCCCUUUCCCCCCUCCCCUGCCCCUCGCCUUUCCCCACUACCGUCCCUUCCCUUUCCACGACGUUCUCUCGUCCAGCCCACCCGACAGUACCAGCUUUGCUUGGCCACUGA
Closterium sp. Naga37s-1 is the source of this 4506-nucleotide messenger RNA. NCBI's taxonomy places the organism in Eukaryota, Viridiplantae, Streptophyta, Zygnematophyceae, Desmidiales, Closteriaceae. The record is from the annotation of a GenBank genome assembly.